Lacerta agilis (Sand lizard) is the source of this 1059-nucleotide messenger RNA. RefSeq names its product adenosine receptor A1-like. Gene Ontology annotation, biological process: G protein-coupled adenosine receptor signaling pathway. NCBI's taxonomy places the organism in Eukaryota, Metazoa, Chordata, Lepidosauria, Squamata, Lacertidae. The transcript has 2 exons. Gene Ontology annotation, cellular component: membrane. The record is from RefSeq and is a predicted model, not a curated record. Gene Ontology annotation, molecular function: G protein-coupled adenosine receptor activity. The coding region runs from base 1 to 1059 and encodes 352 amino acids.
AUGUAUUUUGGUUUUGUGGUUCUUGAGGUGGUCCUGGCGGUGGCCAUUAUCUCCAUCAACUUGCUGGUUUGUGCCACUGUCUACCUGCACAAGGAGCUGAGAUGCAUCACCAACUAUCUGAUUGUGUGCCUGGCAGUGGCCGACCUUGGUGUGGGAGCCCUGGCCAUCCCCUUCUCAAUGGUACUCAGCAUGGAGUAUGUCCUCUGUUUCUACACGUGCCUCUUCCUCACUUGCUUCCCACUGGUCACCACCCAGUUCUCCAUCCUCCUCCUGCUGGUCAUUGCCAUCAAUGCCCACCUGAAGAUCAAGCUGCCCAACAGCUACGCCGUGCACGUGAAGAAGGGAGGGAUGGUGAUCAUUUUGAUCUUCUGCUGGCUGCUGUCUCUGCUGAUAGGUCUCUCGCCAAUGAUGGGCUGGAACCGCUUCCAGCACUAUGCGGAGACCAGCAACAAGACGCUGCCUUUCAGCUUCCCCUCCGAGAGGACGGCCUUCGUCAUCAUCGCCCGUGACCUGCCUUACGGAGGCUUCCUCUCCAAGGUCUAUCCACGGCAAGAGAACCUCAGCUACUCCGAGAUCCACAGCGGACAUCUGGGCCUCUGUUCCUUCACCUCCAUUUUCAGCCCAGAGUACGUGGUCUAUUUCAACUUCCUGAUCUGCACCCUGCUGCCCUUGGCCGCCAUGUUGGGCAUCUAUGCUGACCUCUUCCGGGUAGUCCGCGGCCACUUCCAGUCGCAGGCUCCUUGGCCAGGCAAGAAAAGGGAGUUGCAGAUGGCCCGCACCCUCUUCCUCUUGGUGGGCGUCUUUUGCAUUUGCUGGAUGCCACUGCAUGUCAUUUACUGUGUCCAGCUGUUGUGCCCAGACUGCCAGCGUUAUGAGUCACUGGACCGCCUGGCUGUGUUGCUCUCCCACCUAAAUUCCUUGGCCAACCCACUAGUUUAUGCCCUGAGGAAGAAAGACUUUGGGCUAGCCCUCCGAUCUGUAUUCCUCUACCGUGUUUUGCACUGGCCCAGGCUGAAGGCCUGCAUUUGUCCCAACCCCAAAGUCCAUCCCCAGGCCUGA